AUGAAGGCAUCGGCCACCUACCUGAUGGUGGCCCUGCUGGUGGCCUGCGGCGCUCCCGCGAGCGUGCUGGGCUCCGCUCGGCGCGAGCUCAUGCAGGGCGGUGAUGGGCCUGUGGCUGCACCUGCUGGCGACAGCGCUUGCCUUACGCCGUCUGACCGAUCUGGAUACGCCUGCAUGAUGACGCCUCCGGGACUGGACGCCAUGACUGUGCACUGGUUGCUGGGGCCGGUGGCCGAUGAGGAGGCGGAGGGCCCCACCCCCGGUGAGGGCGAGAUCUCGGUGCUGCUCAAUGGCACGACCACCGGGUGGCUGUCGUUCGCCUUCGCCGACGAGGCGCUCCAGAUGAACCCUGCGGACGUGGUCCUGGGAUACGUGGACGAUGAAGGGACGGCGGUCGUGAAGGCCUACAAAGUCUUGAGGAAGGCCAUCUCCGCCGACGAUGAGGAUGACACCGUCGAGCUCACCGGCGUCAGCGGGAGCGAGGUGGACGGGGUCACCGCCAUCGAGUAUACCCGCGCCCUGGACGCUGGCAUGUUCCCCAUCGACCCCACUGCGGGCCCGCUCAGGGCGAACGCUGCACACGGCGCCGACGGCGAGGAUGGCCUCAUAUACCACGCGUCCAACCGCGUGGCGUUCACCGCCGACCUCGUGACGGGCGAAGUCUCCACUUGA
Ostreobium quekettii is the source of this 672-nucleotide messenger RNA. The record is from the annotation of a GenBank genome assembly. NCBI's taxonomy places the organism in Eukaryota, Viridiplantae, Chlorophyta, Ulvophyceae, Bryopsidales, Ostreobiaceae.